CUUGUUCAAUUAAAGGUCGACUUCAUUUUUUCACAUGGAAACCCUCAAUUUUGAUCCCAGCGCUAAAAAUGGAGAAACAUGUCAUGUUCAAAUGUCACGAAAAUAGGUCGUUUGACCUUGAAAGAAAGAACCCGAAGAUCAUCGUCGACGAUCACGAUUUUUAUCUAGAGAGCAGCAGACCCACCAAGAGUACGUGGUUCUGCUGCAUGAUCUACAAGACCAAAUGCAAGGUGCGAGUUUCGACCUCUGGCACAUACGUUGUGGUCAACGGGGUCCACAAUCAUCUUCCCAGGAAGAGGGUCAAUGCCAAGUACAGAUCUAAGGAAGUGACUAUCGUCAGGGCCAGUUAAAGCGAAAAGAACGCCUCUAAAUGGACUUUAAAAACUCGUACUAGCUUUGCUGUCAAAAACUGCGCAGACUAUUUAUAUAUUUAUUGGUACCGUAUUGCUUAUAUUCUCAGAGCUUGAAAAUGUAAAAGCGACGUAUAAAACGCA
Molecule: messenger RNA, 494 nt
Organism: Acanthoscelides obtectus
Lineage: Eukaryota; Metazoa; Arthropoda; Insecta; Coleoptera; Chrysomelidae
Source: the annotation of a GenBank genome assembly